UGUUCUACAGAAAAAGAACAAGAUAAAAAUAUCAAAGAAAAAACAUUGUGAUAAUCACAAUAACUGCUACUAGCUAGAACAGUUUUUUCAGAUAUAACAUUGUGAACAAAUGUCAUCAACAGCUAGGGAUCACAGUAUGGUUCGACGAAUGACAAACCUUCCGCGAAGCAUAAUGAGCUUCGUGGGAAUAGGAAGAAGAAGAAGAAAUCAAAAUGCCAAUUUUCCAAUGCAACAACAACCUCUAGACUCUCCACAACCACAAGAUUUUUUAGCAACUUCAGAUGAGUGGACUUUUCUAAACACUUUUGAGCAACAAUAUGGCACCAAACAUCCCUUCUUUUAUGCUUGUCGUUUCAACGAAGCUAUGAAGUUAGCCAAACAAGAUCAAAAGUUUGCGUUCGUGUAUCUUCAUUCACCGGAUCACCCUUUUGCAAACGUUUUCUGCAAGGAAACUCUGUGUUCGGAGCUAGUGAUUCAGUUUCUUGAUGUGAAUUUUGUUUGUUGGGGUGGAGUUGCAGAUAGAGGAGAGGGUUUGAAAAUGGCUUCAACAUUGAGACCUACUAGCUUUCCUUGUUGUGCUGUCAUAAGCACUGGUCCUAGUGAUAGCAUAAUGGUGCUGCAACAGGUAGAGGGACCGGUUUCACCAGCCGAGCUAGUGGAGAUUCUACAAACAACAUUGGAAGAACAAGGGGUGGCUUUUGGAAGUGCUAAAGCUAAGCGAGACGAAAAGAUCCAAGCAGAUCGUAGGUUGAGAGAAGAACAAGACGCUGCAUAUUUUGAGGCUUUGAAAAUUGACAAGGAAAAAGAAAAGCUCAGAAGCUUACCCUCAAAAGAGAAAGUUCAGAUUCAGAAGUCAGUGGAAACUCAGAAUAUCAUAAGUAAUGGAAAGUUAAAGAUCAAUUCUAGCGAGAAAAAAGACAAAGGAAUCGUGGUUAGGGGGAAAGAGACUCAAGUUGCUGAGAUACUGAUAAGGUUUCCAAAUGGAGAAAGAAGAGAACAUAGUUUUCAAUGCAGUGACAAAAUUCAGUCCAUUUUCUCAUAUGUUGACUCAUUAGGUUUGUCUGUACUUGGGAACUAUAGAUUAGUAUCAAAUUUUCCUAAAAGAGUUUAUGGUGUUGAUCAAAUGAGAAUGACUCUCAAAGAUGCUGGUUUGUAUCCUAAAGCUAGUUUGUUUUUGGAGCCUUUAUGAACAAGAGUCUCACAACCAUGUUAACAUGCACAAUCCUUUGAGGGUAUUUGAGGUUGUGCAAGUAGAGCAUAGUUAAACUUUGGUUAAAUAAAGGUUCAUAAUUGAUAUGUU
Vicia villosa (hairy vetch) is the source of this 1300-nucleotide messenger RNA. RefSeq names its product plant UBX domain-containing protein 10-like. The coding region runs from base 110 to 1189 and encodes 359 amino acids. The record is from RefSeq and is a predicted model, not a curated record. The transcript is spliced from 4 exons. Gene Ontology annotation, cellular component: endoplasmic reticulum. NCBI's taxonomy places the organism in Eukaryota, Viridiplantae, Streptophyta, Magnoliopsida, Fabales, Fabaceae. Gene Ontology annotation, molecular function: ubiquitin binding.